Molecule: messenger RNA, 1777 nt
Organism: Brassica napus (rape)
Lineage: Eukaryota; Viridiplantae; Streptophyta; Magnoliopsida; Brassicales; Brassicaceae
Exons: 4
Coding region: 880-1407 (175 amino acids)
Source: RefSeq, a predicted model, not a curated record
UAACGCUGAUCCAACGCCAAUUGCCAAAUUGCCAUUUUGUGAUUCUUCGAUCUACCGAGGUAUAACUGUAAAGAGAAAGCAUGGCUAGGUAUGAUCAUAUGGUAUACACAAUUGGUAGAGAAAUUGUUUGCCUAGAUUCUAAAAAAAAAGUUAUCAACAUAAGAGCACAUCAUGUGAACUUUACGAUGAUCUGAGUCAAUUUUGAGAUUAUAAAGUCAAAACUUUAAAGCAAAGUCAUAAAAUCGAUUGUGUGGCAAAGAUAGAUUUUUAAUUUUUAAUUUUUUUUGGCAAACGAUAGGUUUAAUUACAUGAUUGGGAAAACAGGUUAAUAGAUAUGUCUAAUCUAAUAAUUAGGUAAAGAUGUGUUAAGAAGAUAAAAAUGACAUCUGAAAUUAUAAAAAUAAAUGUGUAUAUAUUUAGUCACAACAUGUUCAGUAAGUCCAAAUUUAAAACAUGUCAUGAUAAAUUUCAAUAGAACUUUAACUUAAUAGAUUAGAUAUAUUUUUAAAAAAUAAUAUCAUUUUUAUAUUUCUACACUAUAUCAAAACUAUUGUUAUUACAAAAAUACACUGAAUCAAACUCCAUAUAUAUUAUAAUAUUUUCUAUCUUCGAAAAAAAUAGCAACAAACAUUAGAAACAGACCAUAAAAAAAAUAAUUUUAAAAGUUCAAAGUCUAAAUUAAUUCUAAUUAAGGAAAAAACUAAAACAAAAUUCAACAGUUUUAUUACAUGUGUGAUAAGAGCAUCAUUAUCCACCGUAGUUAGAGAGUUGCUUAGGUUAAUGAGGCAAUUAAAAUAAAUGAAAAAGACUAAAAAUUAAACGGGACGUCGCUUGAUGAGGCAACGCAAGGAACGGUAGUUUAGGACACGUGUAGGGUAGAUGAGAAGAGAGAGGAUGAGCCUGAUUACGGUUUGCUUUGGUUCUCUCCUCUCUUUCUCUCGAAUCCGCUCCAUCAUCGGCGAAGGAGAAGGCGAUUCUCUCUCCCUCUCCAUGAUUCCUCUCCGAGACGGCCAUGAUCCCUCUCUCCCCCGGUCGUCGAGGAAACGGGAUCCUCUAUCUCCGUGUCUCGUAGACGAAACGACGAUGCUCGCUCUCUUCGUGGCUCCUCGAGAGGAAACGAAGACGGACCUCUCUCUCGGUGGCUGUCAUCGAGGACGGAAAUCACUGAUUAUCUCCCUCUCCGUGGGUGUCCUCGAAGUCGAAGGACCGCUCUCUGCGUCUCUGUGGAUCUACUGGAAUUGGAAGGUUCGAUUCUUUCUCGCGGUGGCUCUCGUCGACGGCGAUAUAUGGCUCUGUGUCAGUGGAUCUCGUCAACGGCACCGGAGGUCUCUGUCGAUGGCUCCGAUUCGCUCAGAUGAAGGUCUGUCUGGAGAGAUUACAGGAGCAACAAGCAUUUCAUGUGGCUAGCUUCUGUCAACAUCUGGUCGGAAAUUCACCACACACGGUUCAUCAAUACAGGAGCAUUGGAAGUGGAAGGUUCACGGAGGAACCAGUAUGAAGUCAAAUGUCGUGUAGUGUCACAGAUCAUUGGACGUGUAGUGUCACGGGGUUGUGUAGUGUAGUGUCACGUAAGCUUAUGUUAUUGUCGUGUAGUGUCACGACAUUGUUGUUGUGUGGUGUGUUUCGACCAAACUUUUUUAUUCUCAUGUGUAUAAACUUGUACCAAACUCAAUAUUAUCAUGUCUAUAUAUUGCAAUUGGUAUUAUCAUGUCACUUGCACCUCUUUCUCUUCUCUCACAAAUCUUUCUCUUCUCUCACAAUUUUAUCAUAAGUUAUA